CUUCAGUCAACUUCCAUGCGCAUGCCCUAUGUCAUCUCCUAUUUGAUCUUCUUCUCGUUCCUGGGCACUUUACUGAGAAUGGUCAUCGAGAGUUUGACCUUCUACCCCGGCGCGCCCGUCAACAUCAGUGUAAUAUGGGCCAAUGUGGGAGGCUGUUUUAUCAUGGGAUUUCUCAGUGAAGACCAAGGGCUGUUCCGGUUCAAAGAAGUGGACAUCCAAGUCGAACACGAGGAUGAUGGCCAGCGCAGGGCGCGUGUAACCGCCCACAAGAAGACCAUCCCCCUCUACAUCGGACUGACCACUGGAUUCUGCGGGUGUUUGACAUCCUUUUCCACCUUCAUCCGCGACCUAUUCCUCGCCCUAUCCAAUGGUCUGUCCGUUCCCGUGGGACCCUACUCAGACGUCUCGUUGUUCGCUGCUGCGCAAGACGCUCCCAAGGCCCCUAACGGCGGGUUCAGCUUUAUGGCGAUCAUCGCAGUGCUUUUCCUCGAAGUUGGGCUAUCCACGUUUAGCAUCAAGCUCGGAGCCCAUACGGCGGUGUUUCUCUCCUCUUGGACCCCCCGUUUACCGCAAUGGUGGCUGGAACGGAUCGUCAACCCGUGCAUGAUCCCGUUGGCCACUUUGUCCUGGAUCGCGCUUAUCUGCCUCGUCGCACUGCUGCCGCGUUACGCAUUGGACCCGACCCUAUGGAGUGCAGAGAUAUGGCGUGGCCCCGUGCUGUUUGCGCUGGUGUUCUCUCCGGUCGGCUGUCUCGCGCGGUUCUUCCUGUCGCUCAAGCUCAACAGUCGUCUGGCCGCGUUCCCCCUGGGAACCUUUGCGGCGAAUAUUUCAGGGACCGCAGUGCUAGGAAUGGCGUACUGUUUGCAGCACAGCUCGAUCAGCGCUGCAAGUCUGGGCGGGGGAAGCGUCGUUGGCUGCCAAGUUUUGCAAGGAAUCAUGGACGGAUUCUGCGGCUGUCUGACGACCGUCAGUACGUGGGCGUUGGAGUUGAUUGACCUGCGUCCGCGGCACGCUUAUGUGUAUGGAAUCAUCAGUGUGGUGGUGGCCUUCUGCUUGUUGGUGGUGGAGAUUGGCAGCUUGAAGUGGACUCGAGGGCUCGAGACUCCGAUUUGCUUCAGUGCGAGUACCAUAUAGUAACUACUUAUGGAUAAUAAUGAGCUGGUCAUUUGUCACAUACUUAACUGGCAUUAUUUACGGAACCACUAGAUUCUAGGAA
This is a messenger RNA of Aspergillus japonicus CBS 114.51, 1216 nucleotides long. RefSeq names its product FluC/FEX family fluoride channel. The record is from RefSeq and is a predicted model, not a curated record. Gene Ontology annotation, cellular component: membrane. The coding region runs from base 16 to 1134 and encodes 372 amino acids. The transcript has a single exon. Gene Ontology annotation, biological process: fluoride transmembrane transport. NCBI's taxonomy places the organism in Eukaryota, Fungi, Ascomycota, Eurotiomycetes, Eurotiales, Aspergillaceae. Gene Ontology annotation, molecular function: fluoride transmembrane transporter activity.